Priapulus caudatus is the source of this 417-nucleotide messenger RNA. RefSeq lists its product as uncharacterized. Lineage: Eukaryota; Metazoa; Priapulida; Priapulimorpha; Priapulimorphida; Priapulidae. The coding region runs from base 1 to 417 and encodes 138 amino acids. The transcript is spliced from 4 exons. The record is from RefSeq and is a predicted model, not a curated record.
AUGCUACCCCACAGUGCAUCACGCUAUUACAUAAUCGUCGCGAUCCUGGCGGCCGCAUCGCGGCAGCAGCGUACAGCGUCGGCGAGGAAGCGGCUGAGCGACGGUCAGUAUUCCACCGACUACCUGCUCACCGUACUCAACAUUAACAACGUCGACCUGUCGCAGCUACAAGACGUCGCCCCGCUAAAGGAGUCCGUGUUUCUUGCCGUCCUAUUAUCUGAUAUCGUGGAAAAGGACAUCGAGGAAACUGGUACAUUGACGUCGUGGCCUUUUAACAGCCUGCACAGACUACUGUUCUCGGAGUUGGCUUUCGAGACGUUGACCGCAGAGCUGAUUGAAAGUUUGGAUGAAGACAUGAAAGAAUAUGAGGAUCACGAAAAGAUAUACACGGACGGAAUAGUUCGCAAGCAAAAAUGA